This is a messenger RNA of Oxyura jamaicensis (ruddy duck), 2095 nucleotides long. RefSeq names its product leucine rich repeat containing 17 (gene LRRC17). NCBI's taxonomy places the organism in Eukaryota, Metazoa, Chordata, Aves, Anseriformes, Anatidae. The coding region runs from base 242 to 1555 and encodes 437 amino acids. The transcript has 4 exons. Gene Ontology annotation, molecular function: protein binding. The record is from RefSeq and is a predicted model, not a curated record.
CAGCCAGUCAUAUAAAGGAUUCUCUUCUUCACAGAAUGAAAGAAAGAUGUGAAGUACAAACCUGAAUGCAACCUGAAAGGUCCAAACAGAUGAGCUUGUGACAUCCUGUUCCGGAGCCCAGGUAUACCUCACACCUCAGCUGUGCCUUCUCAAAUCUGGACAACACUGUUUGAAACAACCAAAAACUUCAACUGACAUUCCAGUUGUCACAAAAAAUAACUGGUGCUAGCUGAAUGUCAGGAUGCAAGUAGUUACUAUUAUAGUACUACUACUUCUUUGUAAAGCAUCUGAUUUUAGGAAGACAAGGAGUAGGAAUUUGAGAAACAAUGAAAGGGAAAAAAUCUCAAGGAAAACAUCUAGCACUGUUAAGCGCAAUGCCCUAGGCCUACCAUGUGAUAUAUACACUUAUCUUCAUGAGAAAUACCUAGACUGUCAGGAAAGAAAACUGAUUUUUGUGGCACCUGAUUGGCCUGAGGAUUUGAAACACAUGCUGCUAGCAAGAAACAGGAUUCGUAAAUUGAAGAAUAAUAUGUUUUCUAAGUAUAAAGUACUGAAAAGUCUGGAUUUACAGCAGAAUGAUAUAUCAAAAAUUGAGAGCCAGGCUUUCUUUGGUUUGAAUAAACUUACUACACUCUUACUCCAGCAUAACCAAAUCAAGACUUUAUCCGAGGAGAUUUUUAUUUAUAUGCCUAAUCUAAACUACCUACGUCUUUAUGAUAAUCCCUGGCAUUGCAACUGUGAACUAGAAACUCUUGUUACAAUGCUGCAGGUUCCAACAAACAGGAAUUUGGGAAAUUAUGCCAAGUGUGUGCACCCAAUAGAACUGAAAAAUCAGAAGCUAAAACAGAUAAAAGCUGAACAGCUAUGUAGUGAAGAGGACAGGCAGGACCCCCAGAACAUAAAACAGGAGAAGCCUGUCAAACCAGAAUUUGAUUCCUCUUUGUGCCACAUAUAUGUAUUUCCUGUACCAACUCUGAACUGCAAGAGGAAAGAUUUAAAGAAAGUUCCGGGUAACAUACCCCCAGAUAUAGUUAAACUUGAUUUGUCCAACAACAAAAUUAGACAACUACGAUCCAAAGAGUUUGAAGAUGUCAGUGAAUUGAAGGUAUUAAACCUAAACAGUAAUGGAAUAGCUUACAUUGAUCCUGCUGCUUUCUCAGGACUCAAUAACUUAGAGGAGCUGGACCUAUCAAACAACAGCUUGCAGAAUUUUGAAUAUGGAGUACUAGAAGAUCUUUACUUUCUGAAAGUACUGUGGCUGAGAGAGAAUCCUUGGAGAUGUGAUUACAACAUUCAUUAUCUUUUUUACUGGUUGAAACAUCACUACAAUGUUCACUAUAAUGGCCUGGAAUGCAAAAUGCCUGAGGAAUACAAAGGAUGGUCUGUUGGAAAAUAUGUUCGAAGUUACUACGAGGAGUGUCCAAAAGACAAGCUGCCCAUUUAUCCAGAAACUUUUGAUCUGGACAGAGAUGAUGAGGAAUGGGAACGACAAAAAGGACAAUCAGUUCAAACAGCAAAAAAGCACAGCGUAGUUGUCACUGUGAUAGGCAAAUAAGGGAAUCCUUUUUUUCUUCUACAUUCAAAUAUUUGAUACUCUGUCAAACAAACAAACAAAAAAAAACCCAUGCUGUUUACAUUUUUUGUUAAUUAUACUGAUUGUUGUAAGACUAUUUUCCUACAAGGAUUUCUGUUUAGUGCAGUUAAUAAGCACAGAAUGGCAUUAGUUACACAUCAUCCUUCAAUGGUUAAUUGUUUCUGACUAUUUGUUCUGCACAUUCUUGUGAAAUAUUUUGUCAAAUAUUCAAAACUAUGCAGUAGGAAUGGAUAGACACAAGUGUAGAUAUGUGAUGGGGAAGAGCAGUGUAUGAACAUUAUGCAUGAACACAGCUUAUGUGCUGACAUGGAACUUGCCGCAGGAUUAUGACCAAGACACACCUCUUUCUUGAAUGUAUCAUCAGUUCUUUAUAUCUAUCAGUUUCCUGAAAUAUUCCCAGAAAACAUUUCUAAGAUUUUUGUAUCAGCUUCCUGUUGUUUUAUUGUAUAUGAAAACUCAAAAUGAAGAUUGAUUUUAAAUAUAGCUCUGGAAAAACAGGAA